UCCAGGAUUUUCCUCGGCCUGUGCCCAUCUUUGUUAGUCAUUCCAAACAUUCCUGGAGUUUCUCUUCUUAGGUCCACCACAGCACCGGGGAGCGCUUCCUCCUGCUGGGCUUCUCCAACUGGCCCCCGCUUCAGCCCACCCUCAUCGUCCUCGUCCUCCUCUGCUACCUCCUAACCCUGGCCGGCAACUCGGCUCCGCUGCUGCUGGCGGUGCGCAACCCGCGCCCGCACGCGCCCCUGUGCUUCUCCGUGAGCCCCGGGCCGCGGUGGACGGCCUCGGCUGAGCACCAAAUGCUUGCCCCCCGGGGGGUUGUCUUGCUGCGGCCGGCAGCCGUCAUCCUGGCCUCCUACGGCGCUGUGGGCCAAACGGUGUGGGGCAUGAGGUCCCCAGGGGGCCGGAGGAAAGCGGUGGGCACGUGUGGCUCCCACCUGACAGCAGUUUGCUUGUUCUACGGUUCUGCCACGUACACCUACCUGCAACCCACACGCAGCUACAACCAGGGCCGAGGCAAAUUCGUUUCUCUCUUUUACACCGUGCUCACGCCAGCCCUCAAUCCUCUCACCUACAGUCUCAGAAAUAAAGAAGUGAAGGCAGCGAGGAGGCUUCAGAGAAGUGUGGGGAGGCGGCAGGACCGGCAGCGAGUGGGCUCAAGGAUGGAAAUGCCUCGUUCGUUUUCGAAUCUGCAAGAUGUGUCCCAGCGAGUCCACGGUAAAUGGGGAAUUUCUCCCAUCGGGUGA
This is a messenger RNA of Fukomys damarensis (Damara mole-rat), 737 nucleotides long. RefSeq names its product putative olfactory receptor 2I1. Gene Ontology annotation, cellular component: membrane. Gene Ontology annotation, biological process: G protein-coupled receptor signaling pathway. Lineage: Eukaryota; Metazoa; Chordata; Mammalia; Rodentia; Bathyergidae. The record is from RefSeq and is a predicted model, not a curated record. Gene Ontology annotation, molecular function: olfactory receptor activity.